UGUUGGGCCUCUUAGUGAAAUGAGGCAGGGCAUGAUGAUCAAUAUGGCUGCCAGUGCUUCCUGUGACAUUAGACAUUAGGCCUGCAAAUCACCACUCUCCCCAGCCACACACACUCCCCCCAGAAACACACACACUCACACACUCACACACUCCCUCCCUCCCUGCAACACACACAAACAGUCUAUAUACUGGCAUCCAUCUCCUGUUGUGUUUCCUGAUGAGCGGUAGUGUGUCUGAAUAUGUUUGCAUGUUACGAUGGAGAACAGAUAUAAUCAAAUUAACAAAGGGCUAAAUAUUGGACUGACUCCUCCUUGAAGUUGCCAAAAACAUGACUUGCAUGAAUGCUAACAACCAAUUUGACUUGUGCUGCCCCCAAGUGGUCGAAUAAAAUAUGGACUGGUUCUAUUUUUAACUUUUAAGAGCACAUUUAAAUGAACACCAUUUUUUGUCAUGCUCUGAGGACCUAGUCUCACGUCUCGCUAGUUACUGUGAGGCCGGUGGAUGUUUUGUUCAGCGGUGCCGUCCAUGGUUAAGUGUGAGGGCCUGAAUCAAGGACUUCAAAACACAUGUUUUUUUCUAUGUAGACCAGACAAAUAGCUUUGGCUGUACAGCAGAAUACAAAGAGACAGUUCUCGUGGUGAAGAUGGAUUUGGCUGUCACUUCUGCUGCGUCCGUUUCUCUGCCACCCAUGCCUCGUGUGUGCGCUGCCAAUUAAGAUGCGGCUGUCGUCUGGUAAAUGCAGCUGUGCCCUGCGAGAUGCAGUAGCCCACCCAAUGACUGUAAAUAUCCACUGACAUUAACCAGCCUGAGCAGCCACUUCCUGUCUGUGAACCCGUGGUGGCUGCUGUGUCUUGCCUCGGCCACCGUUUCCCGGAAAACAGAGAAGAUCCUCCAGAGCCGGCUGUGAGGAGCUUCCAGGCCUCGGCGUAUCGGGAAAUCAGUUUUUUUCCCUGCGUCAAAAGAGCUUAUGAAUUCAAAAUGAGACCUUCCCUCUUGUUUGCGCGCAAUCCCUCCUGGUGUUUGAGGUGUUUACGUUUCUGCUGAGUCAUGGUGGGUUUAGUUCCAGCUGAUGGAAGAAUAGUUAUGGCGGCCAAACCCCAGGGUGGGUGGAAGUGAGUCAGAUCUGUAUUUGGCUGAUAGCAGAAGUUUUUGUUGAGCUUCUGAAAUGUUUGUGUUGAAUUAAAUAACAGCUGCGGUCGGCAUUUCUGCUGUACACGCUGCCUCCGUAGAUCAAUAAAGCAUCUGUUGAUCAGUAAAUUAUUCAAGGCAUUUGGUAACAGCUGUAUUUUUUUUGUUUAAGCUGUCUCUCUGUUCCCAUAAAUCACCACAUUGAGUAUUUAAAGGUGGUCCAUGCGGCAUGUCAAACCCGGUUGCUGCACACACUGUACACGAGAGCCACAGGAGGAACAUUUGCUUUUUUCUUUUACAGCACAACACUGAAGGAAACGUGUCCUGCUGGUAGAAACAGACAAAUCCUUCAUAGCUUCAUUUUACGCUGUAGUUUAACACUAAAUGUGGAAUCAAUUCGUUGCUAUCGCACAUCUGUGACUGCGUUUGCCUCCAGAGGGCUGGAAUCUGGACCACAGCAUCUCAUCAAAGUGUAAUUAGCUCCAACGCAAUCCCAUGACUAAAUAUUUUAAAAUGCUACCCAAAUGACAAACCAUACCUUUGUAUAUAUAAAGUGAAUAUUUAGAUGUAUAUCAGUGUGCAGUCACAAGAAACUGGCCUUUGACCCUACAGCGGCUCCUCUGUCAUGGCAGCACGCUCGCUCAGCAAACAGACCAGAGCCGUCCAGUGGCGUCAUGGCUGCAGACUGUGGGUUAAAAGAGAUUGUUGAUGUUGUUAUUACACACCGUUACAUCAGUGACAGCUGUGGGUCGACAUGUUCUCCUGAGUGCCAUCAUCAAAUAUUUACCUCUGCUGAUACCAGCCCGGCAGAUAUCGCAAUCACUCCAGUGAUGUAUUGUGUAUGAAUCAUUUGUUUUUCAGAAUGGUUGAAAAAAAGGCCAGUUGGAAGACAAGGACACGUUGUGGCGGCCUUUCUGUAAAGCAGCAUUUAGGGGGAAGUAAGGAAAAACCUAAUUGCUGACAAUGGUAAUGGUGAUCAUGCAAGCAUACUGUACAGUCGCUAACUUUGUCUCACUGAUAUCUGGUAUUUGUCAGUUGGCAUAGAGUCGGUUACCUGUAAUUAGAGUUUGCAGACUGAGCUGCAGAGGCAAGGCAAAUUUAUUUGUACAGCACAUUAGAACAACAAGGCAAUUCAAAGUCCAAAAAUUCCUGAAAUGUUUUAUGAUGUGCUCAUAAAAAACCAACAAAGAAACACGCAAGGGUGAAGACAGUAAGGUUGUGGGCAGUUGAACCAAAACAAAACGCUGUACGAAGCUAAAGCACUCGCUGCAAGAGUUUUGUGAUAAUAAUUUGUCGUCACAUGUCUCAGAGUACAAGUAGUGUUUGUGCCACUGUUCAUAUAGAAAUGUUGCAGCUUUAACUGAAAACUUUGAUCAAUUUAUUUCAGUAUCUAUAUGUUUAGUGUGUUGGGGUUUGUGUGCUUGUUUUUUACAUUGGCACAAGUGUUUCCUCCAAUAAUUUAUUUUUGUGAUAACUUGAGGGCAGCAAAGUGUAAACACAUCAAUGACAAUAAUAUUACAUUAUAAUAUUGACAUAUUUAUUAUAUAUUAUUAUAUAAUAAUCAUAUGAUUGUCCUGUACAUAUUCAGUCGGCUUCUGGCCGCACGAUCAAAGUCAAGUCCAAUUUUUUUUUUUAAGCUCUGUUUUGGUCCCCACCAAUUAAGUAGCUUAGUUGUGUCUCUGCAAUUUGCUGCUCGGCAGGUAGCAUACGGUGGAUUGGCUACAGCUUUUUGCUUUGAAAAUUGCCGCCUUUUUAUGGCUGGAAUAACUGUUCAUGAGACUGAACCAAAACAGUGAAGUUGUGGAACUGAAAAAAAACAAGACAGUGGUCCGAAAGAAGCUACGAUCUGCAACUUUACACAAUAACCUAUUAACAUAAUGUUAUUUUCAGACUGAGCCAUAGAUGACUGUGACUCUCUAAAUGAGCAAAAUACCACAAAUUGAGUUAAGAUCAUUAAUUGUAAAGAUACAUCUAAGGCAAAUAUGAAAUAUAUACAACACUGAGAAUACAACAGUGUUUUGUUGUUGUUUAUUUAAAAUUAAUGAUGCUGUGUUUGCCCCCCCCCCGUUGUACCCUUCGCUUCAUUGAGAGACGCUUAAUUACCCUGACAGCCAAUGGGCUUCACGGACCGGCUGCGGUAAUGAAUGAACUACACCCCUCGCGUUCCCGGCAUGCAUUGUGGAAAUGGAGCGCUAGAGAGAGAGAGCGAGAGAGAGAGAGAGAGAGAGAGAGAGAGAGGUUGUUGGGGGGGCAUGGUUUUAAGUCUAAGGAGGACCGUGGACCUGAGCGCAGAAGAAGAAGAAGAAGAAGCAGAAGCAGCAGCAGCAGCAGCAGCAGCAUCAUCAUCAUCAUCAGAAAAAGAGUCAUCACCCGACACUCACUCAUCAGUGAGAGCUGCGCUCAGGAUUUCAAGUGUUCGUCCCCUUCACCUCCUCUGGCCUGACAGACCCACCAUCCCAUCACCAUGAACUACCUUCGCCGGCGCCUCUCAGACAGCAGCUUUGUGGCCAACCUCCCCAAUGGCUACAUGAUGGAUCUGCAGAGGCCGACCCCUCCAGGUUCCUCCACUUCCUCACCUGCCUCCCCCGCCACAGAGAGGCGGCAGCCCCUGAGCAUCCCAAGCCAGACCCAGGGUUUGGGCUCCGCUCCGGCUUCAGGUCCGGCUCCGGGCCCAGGGAGUUUCCUCAGCUCCUUCUCCAGCGUGGUGAAGAGUGCCCAGAUGGCCCAGAGUGUUGCAGCUGCUGCACACGCUAAGUCUGCGGCAGCAUCAGCUGAGGGCGCCCCGGCAGGAAACAGUCAGCCAGCCAAGCCUGUCAUACGCAAGCCCAAGAUCCUGCUGGUGGUUGAUGAUCAGCACACAGACUGGGCGAAGUAUUUCAGAGGAAAGAAGCUUAAUGGAGAAUAUGAGAUCCGGGUGGAGCAGGCGGAAUUCUCAGAGAUCAACCUGGCCUCCUACGUCAACUCCGGAUGUAUGGUGGACAUGCAGGUCAACAAGGGUGGCACUAAAGUGGUGAGGUCCUUCAAGCCGGACUUCGUCAUGCUUCGCCAGCAUGCCUACAGCAUGGUCCCCGGUGAGGACUUCAGGAACCUUGUGAUCGGCCUGCAUUUUGGUGGUGUCCCGAGCGUCAACUCUCUCUUCUCCAUCUACAACUUCUGCAGCAAACCUUGGGUGUUUUCUCAGAUGAUUAAACUCUACCACUCCCUGGGUCCUGAGAAGUUCCCCCUGAAUGAGCAAACCUUCUAUCCCAACCACACGCAGAUGGUUACAACUGCUUCCUGUCCUGUGGUGGUCAAGAUGGGGCACGCCCACGCUGGUAUGGGAAAGAUCAAAGUUGAAAAUCAACAGGACUUCCAGGACAUCACCAGUGUGGUGGCACUCGUCGGGACCUACGUCACAACCGAGCCCUAUGUCCAGUCCAAGUAUGAUAUUCGCAUCCAGAAGAUCGGCAACAACUACAAGGCUUACAUGAGAACGUCCAUUUCUGGCAACUGGAAGGCGAACACAGGUUCGGCCAUGAUGGAACAGAUCGCUAUGACUGACCGAUAUCGCUUGUGGGUGGACUCCUGUGCUGAGAUGUUUGGUGGCCUAGAUAUCUGUGCAGUGAAGGCUGUCCACGGAAAAGACGGCAAAGACUAUAUCAUCGAGGUGAUGGACAGCUCUAUGCCUCUGAUUGGUGAACACGUGGAGGAAGAUAAACAGCUGAUCACAGAGCUGGUCAUCAACAAGAUGGCCCAAGUGCUGCUGGGAGUUUCCACAUCUCAGCCUUCCUCUGUAAAGACCACACAGCCCUGGCGAGGUGGACCCCGCUCUUCUUCCGCCUCUCCGUCCUCGUCAGCCCAGGGGUCACCUCAGCGAGCCCGCUCAGCCUCCACCUCGCCCAGCCAGGCCUUCCAGCCCGGUCCCAUCCCCGUCUCCUCUGGGCCUGGGGCUCAGAAGCAGUCACCACAGCUAAACAAAUCCCAGUCACUGACCAACACUUUCACAGAGACACUACGGGGAAACGUGAACGACGAUGAGGCCAAAGCCGAGACCAUCCGCAGCCUCCGGCAGUCUUUCGCCAGCCUCUUCUCCGACUAAAAACUUUGCCGGGAUCUUCCUUGUCAUGUCAGUCGUCAGGUGUGAUUUAAAAAAACAAAAAGAAAAAAAAACCUGACUGGUAAAUCUAUAAUGGAGUCUCUUUACUCCUCCUCUUCCGAGCUUCAGCUUCCUGUUCUUUCUCCAUGUAUGUGAAGUUUAACACCUGGUGCGACCCGCUAUCCUCGAAUCAACAAUACGUUUAUCACUAGAUAGGCCAAUGGAUUAUAGAUGAAGUCUCAGAUGAAGGUCACCAAGGUGAUGCGUGAUGCUGUCUAACUUUAAAAGUUGACAAAUUUGUAUUUGUCCUUCUUACAGUAGAUAUUAAGAGAUGUGGUGCAGAACUAAAUCAAGCCCCAUUUUUAUGUCCUCUUUUCUGUUCAGUUAAGAAUAUAUAAACACAUAAACAGUGUGUCCAUAUAAGCAUCAGUUCAGUCUCUAUUUUGUUGAUUUUUUUCCCAGCAUGCGACCGAAACUGUCUCCUUAUACCCAUUAUUCCUUGUCUUUUUAUUCAACCAAUACUGCAGGGUUCAAGUUGGGGGACUGAGACAUGUUUAAGAAAUGUUGAUGCUGUAGUUUGGUUUGUUUCAAGUUGAAGUGCAGUUUAAAACAGUAGAAAUCUGGGAAUCCCCAUAGAAUUCAUAUCAGCAGGCAGCUAAUGACAGUUUGGCCUAUCUAGUGAUAAAUGAUUACAGUAAAAAAACAACAGGAUCUAGCUGGUACUGCUUUUGAUAUAGUCAUUGUUCUCCAUUUGUUUGUCCAGUCAGUGAAACUGUUUGGUGUGUCUCAUGUUUAAUUUAUUGAAUGUAUUUAUUUGAAAUUUUUUUCAUGACUUUGAUUGACGCGCAUCUUCCAAAACUGUCUUUGCAGGCGUCCAGAGCAAUAUUGUUAUCUGAAUCUGUUGCAGUUAGCUCAUGAGAAAAUGAACGGAAUCCGCACGGUUCACCAGCGAUCUUUCAAGCGUCUUGCCAGCAGCCAGAUUUCUCAGACAUCCCUGUGCUGUAGACACAUGUUGGCUUACGUAGUGACUCCUCUACCUUGGCCUAAAAUCUACCAAAGUGCUUUUAAUAAUACAGUAGAAAAAAAAACAACCUCUGCACACGGUCAAGAAAACAAUCAGACAGCGAACCAACCGUUGAACUUGUGAUUUCACAAGGUGCAAAUGCUGUACUGGCUCACAGCCAUCGUCUUCCAUCACAGCUCGGAUCUUCCCCUCCAGUCGUUCCUUUUCUUGAUGUUUCAAGCUUUCUGAGCAGCACUCAGGAGUGUCUAUGUGGGGGAUAAAAAAAAUUUAAAAAAUAACUGAUGUGUUUAAAGGCGAACGGUGAGGGCGUAAUAUUUGACAUUCAAUGUGCUGAAGUAUCCACUCAGACAGAAACGGUUUGGGCGUGUAACACUGCAUCUUAUGUCUUAAUUCUCCUUCAUUCUCUACAACCAAUGUCGGCUGGGGUGGCAAAUCAUUUACCAUCAGCAUUUUUUUUAGCUUUUGGUCUCACGGGGUGUGUUAUAGGUGGGAAAGGGAAAGGGAAUUCCCUUUCAAAAAUGUGUUUACACUAUAUUGUAGCCUUCAAUGAUUUCUUUUUUAGUCAUUCGUGUUUAAUGACAAAGAUCCAUUGUGACAUCUGUAGACAAUAUUUGUUUGAUAAUAACCUUGUCUUUCCUGUGAAUUUUAACGCGAAAGGAGAGUUGUUUCGGUUACUUAUAAUUAGCACCAAAUUUCAUCUUUUAAAGGAAAAGUUAAUAUGUAAAAUUACGAGAACCCAUUAAUUUAAUAGUAAGCAAGGUUAUUUCUCCCCAAAAAACAUGUUCUGCAAACCUUGGUGCAACACUUGCAUCCAGAAGAGGAUUGACUGUACAUGUUGCUUUUCAUGCAGAGCACAAACACAACUUAACAAUCUAUCAAUUGGUAGCUUUGCAGGAAAUUAUCAAGAAUUCUGGUAGUUGGCUCCAUAAUUAUCUGUGCUACAAACUGAAUUAGCCUACAUAUGUUUGUUUUCCCCCUCCUAUUUGAUUCAGAGGGACCUGGACAAAUAAAAGAAAAUGAUGGACUGUAGUGUGUACGAAGAGGACAUUCAAGUAUCUGUGAGCAGUACACAGUAGUUUAAAUGGACCUGUCAUUACUCCAAUAUGUUUUUAUUGUUACUUUCAUAAUUCUUGUACUAAUGAUAACAAUAAUAGUUAUCAUUUUAAGAAAAAAAUCUAUUCAAAUGCAUGAAGCUGUACAAAAUCUAUAGUGUGUGGGUGUGGGUGUAUAUGUGUGUGUCAAGUUGCAGAUUUUCGAUUCUGAUGAUCACCCAAAAAAACUGUCCAUCUUUGCAAUAAUCAUGUUAAUAAUAUCCAUUUACCCCAUUUUUAUUCAAAGCUUGACACCUUACGAGAAGCUCUUUUUUUUAACAAGCUAUUUUUGGGGGGUGGGGUGGAUUGCCUUCCAAUCUCACUAGCAUUAACGUAGAAUUACAACAACUGUACUAAGAAGUGGUCAGGAUUUUAGUUUAGUUUCUUCUCCAAACAGUUGCUCCGGAGCAAAAAACGGUACGAUUGGCUGCAUUUAUCAUCGGUUGUUCGUCUAGUUGCUAAGUCAAAUUCCUGCGUUGAUGUUGCUACACCGGUUCAGCUUUCUGUUCUCGCAAAGAACUGUAACCAAAUAUAUGUUUCACUUUUUGAACGAGUAUUCAUCAUGGAUGCAAUUCACUGCAUGAUUGAAAACUACAAUAAUAAUGAGUCCCUUCCUUACACGUCAGCUGUGUGUUUUUGAUUUGAAUGGUUAGGAAACGACCAGUUGACUGCUCUAGAGAUGUUUUUAUGGCAAUUUGAGUUUACUGAAUCUGUUUUGUGUUUUCGUUCCUUCCAGCCAGUCAUAGAUUGUGAUAACUCUCCCUCCAAGGAUUGUUUGGAAAAGAGAUAAUGCAGUGUCUUGUCCCUGAGCACUUUUGCAAGCGCCUUUGGUACGCCUCUGUCAAAAUGGACCAAAACUAGCAUUUUAUUUUGAGACCCCCUGACGGUCGUAUCUGUCUUUGUUGUAAAGAUGCCCGCCACUUGAUAUGUUUGACCGCAGUGUGAUAAGCCAUAAACGAAAACCUGUGAGGAUUCCCUGUCCUCCGUGUGCCACGCAAUAAUGGCUGUGACAUCGCUGAUGAACUCCGACCACUGUGUCUGUUACCUUUAAAGACAUGAGGUGGCCCGUCCGGCACUACGGAGGCACGCAGCAGCAGCAGCAGCGACGGAUUUUCAAUUGAAAAUCAAGAGAAAUCGUACCUCACAGUUGAAUUACCAAGUACAUCUGUCUGGAUGAAAGAUUAACUCUGAUGUCAGGUAUAUCUCAGUUUUUACUGCACUUUUGGUAAAAAAAAUUCAGUUUAGGAUCUAGUCGAUGCCAUACACACACAUAUAUAUAUACUGUACUCAUGCUUAUGUGUUAGGUCAGAUCAUAAUCAGUGACCAGAUGUCAGAUGAUUUAAGCUUCUCACAAGUGUAUAUUAGCUUGAUUUUUUUCUUUUUUUAUUUAGCAACAGACAAAAUAUCUCACCCACUAACUUAACACACAUGAUAUAUUCUUGGAUUUGACCCAAUUUGAACUGAGCUGCAAAAGUCUACCAGUAACUACUUCGAGUUCGGCAGUGCUCUGCAGGAACUGACUGUAGAGUGGUAGUACCGGGAAGUGAGCGGUGUUUUCGAUCGUAACCAAGAGCGCAUCAGUGCCAGGAGACAUUUCUUUGAUACAUGGGCUGUAGAAAAACACUAAUGUGGCGCGUGUGAUGUCAACCUGAGGAAAACAGUCUAGAUUUCCUGCAACAUCCAAGAGCAUUUGCGUUUAUAAACUGACAAAGUAUAGAGCUUCUCACUCACUCCCAAAACAUAACUUUUUUUUUUAAAGUAAUCAAUAAUAAUUAAUAACCAGAAUUGAACAUAUGCAGCCUCAGAGAUUCGCCAUUACUACAGCUCAUACUGCGAGGAAACCAAGUCCACUUUGAAUAUGGUAUUUGACGUUGCACAGGUUUAGUGGCCGUUUGUUCAUGUCCACCGUGUCCCUCCCUCUCUGCUGAAUGGUGGGUGGUAUUGUGUGAUACUCUAAGUGUGUCGAUGUUCUGUAUAUUGGUGUAAAUGUGGCAUGAGAACAGACCCCCCCCCCCCCCCCCUGUGUGCCUCAGGUGUGUACAUUUGGUCGUCAUGUGAUCUUAAUGUCUGGCUGCUUAUUUGUGAGAAGUGUGAUGCAUCUCAUGUGUUUCUGUAAUUUAUUGGUAUUAAGAUUAUUUUCCCUUUUUCUGUACUUUUGUUCUUUUGUCUGGGAAAAAAAAAUUCUGUUAUUAAAACUAACAACUUUUAUUACA
This is a messenger RNA of Scophthalmus maximus (turbot), 9532 nucleotides long. Its product is annotated as synapsin-3-like. The transcript has 14 exons. The record is from RefSeq and is a predicted model, not a curated record. Gene Ontology annotation, cellular component: synaptic vesicle; synaptic vesicle membrane. Gene Ontology annotation, molecular function: ATP binding. Bases 3594 to 5207 code for a protein of 537 amino acids. Gene Ontology annotation, biological process: neurotransmitter secretion. Lineage: Eukaryota; Metazoa; Chordata; Actinopteri; Pleuronectiformes; Scophthalmidae.